ACUUUUUAAUUUCCUUAAAGUUUAUUGGAGUCAGUUUUAACUUGUGUAAAAACCCUGGACGUUAUCGUGGCUAGCUCACUAGCUAGCUAUGUUUGUGAAGUAGUUAGCUAGCUAGCUUCGUGUUCCGAGAAGUACAAGACAAGCAAGAAGGGAGAAGGAGAGAGAGAGAGGGAAAGAGGGAAAGAGAAAAGAUGGAGAUGGAGGACGGAGUCCUUUAUCACGAGGACUCGGGGAGUUCCUCCAUGAUGUCGGAGAGGGUGUCCGGCUUGGCGAGCUCCAUCUACCGCGAGUUCGAGCGUCUGAUCAGAAAGUACGACGAGGACGUUGUGAAGGAGCUGAUGCCGCUGGUGGUGGCCGUGCUGGAGAACCUGGAUUCGGUGUUCGCGGAGAACCAGGAGCACGAGGUGGAGAUCGAGCUGCUCAAAGAGGACAACGAGCAGCUGAUCACCCAGUACGAGCGGGAGAAGUCGUUGAGGAAAGGCGUCGAGGAGAGGUACAUGGAGAUUGAGGACUUGCAAGAGCAGGAGAGGAAAGAGCUGCAGGGCAAAGUGACCACGCUGGAAGGCCAAACCAGACAGAUGGAGCUGAAGACCAAGAACUACGCAGAUCAGAUCGGCAGGUUGGAGGAACGGGAAUCGGAACUAAAGAAAGAGUACAAUGCCCUCCAUCAUCGGCACACAGAGAUGAUCCACAGUUACAUGGAGCAUUUGGAGCGCACCAAAAUGCUGCAGCAGACAGGGGGGGAAGCCACGGACACGAGCACUUCCAGCAGACACAGAAAGGAGCGGCCCGUGUCUCUGGGGAUCUUCCAGCUGCAGGGAGGCGACGUAAGGACCCCCGAGUCACAGAGGGAGCACGUCGCGACUCAAGGGACCGAUGCAUGGAGGUUCAACGACCUGAGUCAUCCUCACUCCAACACCAGCCUCAAGGAUGAACUCUCAGACGCUAAUCAUGGAGGUUCCACGCCAAAAUCCACAGCGCACCCGGGCGCUGUCUCGACGUCCGUAGUAGUGUCCCAGGCCGCGGAGACGGAGGGACUGAACAGGAACCUGGACUCCAGCAGCAGGAAGCCAUACAGCAGCAAGAACAUUAAAGUACAGGAAGCGGUAGCAACGGAGGUGUGUCCUAAAGAUGUCCUUGAGAACGUGGAGAAAUCAGAGGUGCAGGCGAUUAUCGAGUCGACCCCUGAACUUGACAUGGACCUGAGUGGCUGCAAAGGCUCCAGCACUCCUACCAAGGGGACAGAGAACAUGGCUUUUGACCGCAACACUGAUUCCCUGUUCGCGGAGCUCUCGUCAGCAGGCACGGACUUUAUCGAAGAUGUAGAUGAGGGUGCAGAUCUGCUGGGAAUGGGACGUGAAGUGGAACACCUCAUCCAGGAGAAUGCGCAGCUUCUCGAUACAAAAAAUGCUCUUAAUGCAGUGAAGAAUGACCUAAUUGGACGUGUGGAUCAGCUGACCUGUGACAAUGAGGUCCUACAGGGCGAGAUGAAAGUCCUUAGUCAGGCAAAGGACAAACUGGAGGAGAAGAACAAGGAGUUGGAGGAGGAGAUUAAAAGGGUUCGGGCGGAGCUAGAAGAGGCCAAGCAGAAGACGAAGGAGGAAGAUGAUAGUGACGUUCCCACAGCCCAGCGCAAACGAUUCACACGGGUAGAGAUGGCCCGAGUGCUAAUGGAGAGGAACCAGUACAAGGAGAGACUGAUGGAGCUGCAGGAAGCUGUAAGAUGGACGGAGAUGAUCCGGGCCUCCAGAGAGAACCCAACCCUGACUGAGAAGAAAAAAUCCAGCAUCUGGCAAUUAAGUUUCAGCAGGCUCUUCAGUUCGUCGUCCAGCGGUGCCGCCAAAAAGCCGGAGGCUCCUGUUAACGUUAAGUACAACGCCCCCACCUCGCACAUUGUCCCCUCGGUUAAGAAGAGGAGCAGCACCCUUGCUCAGCUACCCAGCGACAAGUCAAAGGCGUUUGACUUCCUCAAUGACGAUCCGGAGGUGGAAAACAUCGUGUCACGUAGGGAGCAGAAGAGAGCGCAGUACCAGCAGGUGAAAGCCCAUGUCCAGAAAGAAGAUAGCAGGAUACAGGCUUAUGGCUGGAGUUUGCCUCAGAAAUAUAAGGUUUCCAAUGGUGCACAGGGAGACACUAAGACGAAGAAUUUACCAGUGCCUGUGUACCUCAGACCUUUGGAUGAGAAAGAUGCUUCCAUGAAGCUGUGGUGUGCUGCAGGGGUGAACCUGUCAGGGGGAAAGACCCGUGACGGAGGUUCUAUUGUCGGCGCGAGUGUGUUUUAUAGAGAUGUCUCUUCAGUGGAGAGCGGCAGCCUGAGCCCCCGACUUGCAAGAGGCUCUCAGAGCAGUUUAGACAAACUGGAGCAGGAGCUCAAGGAGCAAGAGAAAGAGCUGAGGCAGCAAGAUGACUUCUCCAGUCUGGUAUGGAUCUGCACUAGUACUAACACCACCUCCAAGGUCAUAGUGAUUGAUGCCAACCAGCCUGGAAAAAUCCUGGAGAACUUCUUUGUCUGUAACUCUCACUUGCUUUGCAUUACCAGUGUCCCAGGUGCCCGGGAGACUGAUUACCCUGCUGGUGAAGAAGUACCUGCAAACAGCAAUGCAGGUGGGGGUGAGGGGGCACUACAGACUGGCACUGCAGCAAACAGCAGCUCUGCCGGCUCUGAGCACGGUCUGGAUGGUAUCAUUGUGGUUGGCUGUUCUGUCGAAGGAGCUGUUGCGGUUCCCCAAACUGCAGGCACAGACUCGAUCGAUGGCGAUGUGUUAGAGCAGGUCGGAGUGGCUGCACCUGAAGAAGCUAUGGAGGCCACGGAGAGCAGCAACACCACGCCUGCAGAGGACGGCCAGUCUGGGAUCUACACUGAACAUGUGUUUACGGACCCUCUGGGAGUUCAAAACAAUAGGGACACACUGUCCUCUUACACACAGAGGGAAUGCGAUCUUGUGAAGGACGGCGUGAGUUCAAUGCCGGACGAGCAAGACCUGAUGAGGGAGGAGGCGAACAAAAUGAGCAGCGUCUUGCCCACUAUGUGGCUCGGGGCUCAGAAUGGCUGUAUCUAUGUCCACUCGUCUGUCGCACAGUGGAAGAAAUGUCUGCACUCCAUAAAGCUGAAGGAUUCUAUUUUGGGGAUUGUACACGUGAAAGGAAGGGUUUUAGUGGCCUUGGCUGAUGGCACUCUAGCAAUAUUUCACAGAGGAGUAGACGGUCAGUGGGAUCUGACGAACUACCACCUGCUGGACCUGGGUCGGCCGCAUCACUCCAUCCGCUGCAUGACGGUGGUGCAUGAUAAAGUGUGGUGUGGGUACAGGAACAAGAUCUACGUGAUCCAGCCCAAAGCUAUGAAAAUAGAGAAGUCCUUUGAUGCCCACCCUCGGAAGGAGAGCCAAGUGCGGCAACUAGCCUGGGAAGGAGACGGCAUCUGGGUGUCUAUCCGUUUAGAUUCCACGCUUCGACUGUUCCAUGCACACACUUACCAACAUCUGCAGGACGUCGACAUCGAGCCAUACGUCAGCAAGAUGCUGGGUACUGGUAAACUCGGCUUUUCCUUUGUGAGGAUCACUGCUCUGAUGGUCUCGUGUAACCGCCUGUGGGUGGGGACGGGAAACGGCGUCAUCAUCUCCAUUCCCCUCACAGAGACGAAUAAAGUCACCCAGGGAACCCAGUCUAACCGGCCGGGCAGCGUGAUCCGUGUCUACGGCGACGAAAACAGCGAUAAAGUGACGGCGGGUACUUUUGUCCCGUUCUGCUCCAUGGCCCAUGCGCAGCUCUGUUUCCAUGGCCACCGAGAUGCUGUCAAGUUCUUCACUGCUGUUCCAGGCCAUGUCGUCCCAGCUGCUGGAGCAGGAGGCGAGGCAGGCACUGACAAGCCGGCAGCAGACUCGCCCACGCCAGAGUUCUCCAAGUCAGUGCUGGUUAUGAGCGGUGGAGAAGGCUACAUUGACUUCAGAAUGGGCGAUGAAGGAGGUGAGGGUGAGGACCUGAACGAACCCACUCUGAAACUGCAGCCCUUCCUGGCGAAAGCCGAGCGCAGUCACCUAAUAGUGUGGCAGGUCAUGAUCCACGAAGACUGAGCUUAAAAGGCUUUACACUCGGGCAGCCAAUCGGCAGCGGACAUUUAAAAAGCAGAUUGACCUUUUUGUGUCUGUUCUUUUUCGCUUGAAGGGACACUGUUAUUGCGUCCAGCUAUCAGGAAUUAGUCUUUUGCACAUACACUGUUGUGGCAAUAGGAGUCACGAUCCUGCAAACCCACAAACACACACACACACCUAAACAAAUGGAUCCAUUAAUCCAUACAAAGCUGUGACAGCGGCCCGGGUGCGAUCAGUCUGGACAAUCCGACGGGGGAAGUUCGUCCAUUUGAAAAGUUCUAUUCUAGCCAGGUUUGCUUUCUUUCAUGUCCCCCCCAGAGUUCACAAAACAGCUCCCAUCUGUCACAGCGAAAUCAAGAUAUCCGUCAGCACAGUGCUCAAGUCGAUGAUUAUUAAUCAGAAUACCGCGUUCUGUGUAAAUAGCUGGUGUGAAGUGGCUGGAGGGCGAAACGAUCGCACAGCCAAACGAACCCUUCUUAUGAAAUCGCUGCUCCUGGGCUAAGUCACGGCUUGCAGAAAGCUUGCAUGCCCCAGUGCCUGCUCUUGUCUUUAGGCUGCUGUUGCUGUGCUCUAAAUCGACCCGCAAUUCUUCAACUUCUUCCCAGAUCGAGUCGAGCGUUUUUUCUCAAAACAGCGUCUUUGUCUGUCGUACUUUUACACAUACACUGUUCCUGUGAUCACAGAAAGAGUUGAACGAAUGACAGAGUAUCUAUUUAUAUAUUCACGUUCGGUUUACCAAAGGAAUUCAGAUCAUUUGUAGUAGUUUUGUAUAAGGGCGCGGUCAGAUCACGUCCAGCUGUAAAUAGGAAGUCGUAGUCGUCUAAAAGGAAACCCGUUAUGCAAUAUUGUUAGGAUCAUGAUCUGGUCAUAGGCACAGUGGGGGAUUUUUAUUUCCACUGCUUGGUUUCCUUAAUAGAGCAUCUCUCUCUCUCUCUCUCUCUCUCUCUCUCUCUCUCUCUCUCUCUCGUAGAUUUAAAUGCCUAUUUUUAUGACACUUUUGUACCUUUUUUGUCUUUUAGCCUCUAACCACAGGCCUCUGUAAUGCGUUAAAAGAAUUGGCUAACAUGUUCUGCUGCUGUUAUGCUAGUGUUCGGGGUGUACUGGAGGGCUUCGUCUGCAGUCGCUCCUCUUCUCCACGAGACGUGACGCGACUUCACGUUGCAACUUUAGCCAUCUCAGUAUUUAUUUCUACGAACGAGCCUUUGCAGAAACGAAUGUAACUUUGUAUGCUGAAUAUAAAUUUUAUCUGAAAUAUAAAUACUGUACAUGAAACAAAUGAAGUUGGCGUGGAUUCAAAUUAGCAUCGGGUAUUCGAUACCGUUACUCGAACGAUAGGAAUGAUUAACCCUAAAAUUGUACCUUCACUGAGCUAUGCACUAUUUUAUAAACAGUGUGUUUUUGAGACUCGGCCGGCGUGUUUGUGUCGUGACGGCUGUUUCGAGAGUGUGUGCUGUGUAUGAAGAGUUGUGUGAAUGUUGUACUGUGAUCCUCCACGCCACAUUUUCCAGGUCAGGGUGUGUGAAGAUGGGAGUGGCUGUAACUGUACCACUCGAAGCCCAAAUGCGGGUUAGAGCGUCUGUAAAGGGUCGUAUUCCCGCUCAAAGCAUAGCCUUACACUCUUUUGCUAUUAAACUGACAUUUUCUGGAAAUGUGUGUGUUACUUCCUUCUUCCUUCCCAAUUUUGACCUAUUUUACCUUAAGCGCAGUGUUGGACCGUAAUAAAGUAAUGCGUUACUGUACUUAA
Messenger RNA from Silurus meridionalis, 5832 nucleotides. It is a transcript of the gene spag9b, whose product is annotated as sperm associated antigen 9b. Lineage: Eukaryota; Metazoa; Chordata; Actinopteri; Siluriformes; Siluridae. Gene Ontology annotation, cellular component: cytoplasm. The coding region runs from base 192 to 4070 and encodes 1292 amino acids. The record is from RefSeq and is a predicted model, not a curated record. Gene Ontology annotation, biological process: vesicle-mediated transport. Gene Ontology annotation, molecular function: signaling receptor complex adaptor activity; kinesin binding; JUN kinase binding. The transcript is spliced from 30 exons.